Polypterus senegalus (gray bichir) is the source of this 4412-nucleotide messenger RNA. It is a transcript of the gene slc12a5a, whose product is annotated as solute carrier family 12 member 5a. The record is from RefSeq and is a predicted model, not a curated record. Bases 353 to 3691 code for a protein of 1112 amino acids. NCBI's taxonomy places the organism in Eukaryota, Metazoa, Chordata, Cladistia, Polypteriformes, Polypteridae. Gene Ontology annotation, molecular function: potassium:chloride symporter activity. The transcript has 26 exons. Gene Ontology annotation, biological process: potassium ion homeostasis; potassium ion import across plasma membrane; chloride transmembrane transport. Gene Ontology annotation, cellular component: membrane.
GAGCGAGAGAGAGAGAGAGAGAGAGAGAGCGCGUGUGCCUGAGACACGGUGAGUGAGAGAAGGAAAGAGGCGUUCUACUGAGAGAGAGCUGUGAAGACCAAGAAAAGGAAGGAGCAACGGAGGGGAAAACGGAAGGCAUUACAUCACCAGCUCCUUAAACAGGCAAAAAUUAAGACAUCCCUGGGGAGAUGGCAGGAAAAUAAACUAACAAAUCAAAAAUAGAAAAUAAGGACAAUUGCUUCCUUCUUGAGGACCUGUCUCUCCUUGUGGAAAGGAAUCAAGAUCUACAGGAUCCAAUCCUGGCUGAAAACUCUGUGUGUGUGUGUUGUGACUCAGACACCACCACGGCACUAUGCUGAACAACCUCACGGACUGUGAAGAGGGCGACGGUGGACCUAACCAGGGUGAUGCCAACCCCAAGGAAAGCAGUCCCUUCAUUAACAGCAGCAAUGUGGAAAAAGGAAAAGAAUAUGAUGGGAAAAACAUGGCUCUGUUUGAGGAGGAAAUGGACACCAGUCCAAUGGUAUCUUCUCUCCUCAGCAGCCUGGCCAACUACUCUAACUUGCCCCAGGGAAGCAAGGAGCAUGAGGAGGCAGAGAACAAUGAAGAGGCACGCAAGAAACCUGUCAAGGCUCCUCGAAUGGGCACCUUCAUGGGUGUCUAUCUGCCCUGUCUGCAGAACAUCUUUGGAGUGAUCUUGUUUCUGCGUCUCACCUGGGUUGUUGGAAUUGGAGGGGUGAUGGAGUCCUUCUGCAUCGUCUUCAUGUGUUGUGCCUGUACUAUGCUGACUGCUAUCUCUAUGAGUGCCAUUGCCACAAAUGGAGUUGUACCAGCUGGAGGUUCCUACUACAUGAUUUCACGCUCGCUUGGCCCAGAAUUUGGAGGUGCCGUUGGGCUCUGCUUCUACCUUGGGACUACAUUUGCUGGUGCCAUGUAUAUCCUUGGAACCAUUGAGAUUCUACUGACAUAUAUAGUACCAAAUGCAGCUGUCUUCAAAAUGGAUGGCCUGGAAGGGUCAGAGGCUGAAAGUGCCAUGCUAAACAAUAUGCGCAUCUAUGGCACUUGUGUUCUUUCUUGUAUGGCUGUGGUGGUCUUCGUUGGAGUAAAGUAUGUGAAUAAGCUAGCACUGGUCUUCCUUGCCUGCGUCAUUGUCUCCAUUAUUGCUAUCUAUGCUGGAGUUAUCAAGUCAGCCAUCGAUCCUCCUGAUUUCCCGAUCUGCAUUCUGGGCAAUCGCACCCUGAUCUGGAAAGACUUUGAUAUUUGCGCAAAACUUGUGGAAGUAGGCAAUGAAACAGUCACCACUAAACUGUGGAGGCUCUUCUGUGACUCACCAUUCCUAAAUGCCACUUGUGACCAGUAUUUUACAGUCAACAAUGUCACAGAGGUGCAGGGAAUUCCAGGCGCAGCAAGUGGAAUCAUCACUGAAAAUCUCUGGAGUAACUACAUGGAGAAAGGAAUAAUCCUCGAGAAGAAAGGGGAGGAAUCGGUGCCCAUCGAUGAAGGAACCCCCAGUUUCACUAAGAAUUAUGUUAUUAGUGACAUGACCACCUUCUUCACACUGCUGGUGGGAAUCUACUUUCCUUCCGUCACAGGCAUCAUGGCAGGAUCAAACAGAUCAGGAGAUCUUCGGGAUGCUCAGAAGUCAAUCCCAAUCGGCACCAUCCUUGCAAUUUCUACAACUUCCUUUGUCUAUAUGUCCAGCAUAAUUUUGUUUGGGGCCUGUAUUGAGGGUGUAGUACUGAGAGACAAGUUCGGUGAGGCUGUCAAUGGUAACCUGGUCAUUGGAACUCUGGCUUGGCCUUCACCUUGGGUUAUUGUUAUUGGGUCCUUCUUCUCCACCUGUGGAGCAGGUCUGCAGAGCUUAACAGGGGCACCCAGGCUCCUGCAGGCUAUCUCAAGGGAUGGCAUUGUCCCCUUCCUCCGAGUAUUUGGCCAUGGUAAAGCAAAUGGCGAGCCAACCUGGGCUUUGCUCCUAACUGCCUCUAUUUGUGAAAUUGGGAUCCUCAUUGCCUCUCUGGAUGCUGUGGCACCUAUUCUUUCCAUGUUCUUUCUGAUGUGUUAUAUGUUUGUAAACCUUGCCUGUGCCUUGCAGACACUUCUUCGGACCCCUAACUGGAGACCCCGAUUCAAAUACUACCACUGGACUCUGUCGUUCCUGGGUAUGAGCUUAUGUCUGUCACUUAUGUUUAUCUGUUCCUGGUACUAUGCCAUUGUUGCCAUGGUUAUCGCUGGUUGCAUCUACAAAUACAUCGAAUAUCGUGGGGCUGAGAAGGAGUGGGGAGAUGGAAUCAGAGGAAUAUCCCUCAGUGCAGCCCGAUUUGCUCUGAUGCGGCUAGAAGAAGGACCUCCUCACACCAAGAACUGGAGGCCUCAGCUCCUGGUCUUGGUGAAUGUUGACCAGGACCAGAAUGUCAAACACCCUCAAUUGCUUUCAUUCACCAAUCAGCUGAAGGCGGGUAAAGGCCUGACCAUUGUGGGCACAGCGCUGGAAGGGACCUACCUGAACAACCACCUGCAGGCACAGCGGGCUGAGCAGUCCCUACGACGACUAAUGGAAGCUGAGAAGGUCAAAGGGUUCUGCCAAGUUGUGAUCUCAUCUAACCUACGGGAUGGAUUAUCCCAUCUGAUCCAGGCUGGAGGUCUUGGAGGCUUGAAGCACAACACUGUCCUGGUGGGAUGGCCACGGAGCUGGAAACAAGCUGAAGAUCACCAGACCUGGCGUGGGUUCAUUGAACUGGUGCGAGAGACCACUGCUGCACACUUAGCUCUGCUGGUGCCCAAAAACAUUUCUGCAUACCCAUCCAAUCAGGAGCGAUUCACGGAGGGCAACAUUGACGUGUGGUGGAUUGUACAUGACGGAGGGAUGCUUAUGCUGUUGCCUUUCCUUCUGCGUCAGCAUAAGGUGUGGAGGAAAUGCAAGAUGCGUAUCUUCACAGUAGCUCAGAUGGAUGACAAUAGCAUUCAGAUGAAAAAAGACCUAACCACCUUCCUUUAUCAUCUACGAAUCAAUGCUGAGGUUGAGGUGGUGGAGAUGCAUGACAGUGACAUUUCAGCAUACACCUAUGAGAAAACUCUGGUUAUGGAACAACGCUCCCAGAUUCUUAAACAGAUGCACCUCACCAAGAAUGAGCGUGAAAGAGAGAUCCAGAGCAUAACAGAUGAAUCUCGUGGCUCCAUUCGACGCAAGAACCCAGCAAAUACACGAAUCCACCUGACUGUGCAGGAUGACCAAGCAGAGGGGAGUGAAGAAAAACCAGAAGAAGAGGUCCAGCUAAUCCAUGACAAAAAUGCAGCACCCACCCCUGCCAGCCCCCAAUCCCCUGCAGAGGAGGCGGAAACCCCUGGAGAAAAGGUUCACAUGACAUGGACUGAAAAAUUUACUGGUGAUAAGAACAAGGGCAAAGGCCCCAGCACACCAGAAGCCAUCAAAGACAUCUUCAACAUGAAGCCUGAAUGGGAGUCCCUGAACCAAUCUAAUGUUCGACGAAUGCAUACUGCUCUUAAGCUAAAUGAAGUUAUAAUGAAAAAGUCCCAGGAUGCAAAGCUGGUCCUUCUGAAUAUGCCAGGACCACCGAAGAACAGGACAGGAGAUGAGAAUUACAUGGAGUUUCUGGAGGUACUCACUGAAGGCCUCAAUCGGGUUCUGCUGGUGCGUGGAGGAGGCCGGGAGGUUAUCACCAUCUACUCUUGAGAUCCCCAGCUUGACUUCCAUCAGAUUAUUUGCAAAUGACUGAACCGUCCUCGGCGCCUUGUAUAGAAGGAACAGACCCAUACCACCCUACCCUUUUCUGAUCAAAUGGUGGUGAUAUCAGCUCCACCAUCAUUUGUCAUUUGACAGCAACAAGAAAAAAAAAAUGCAAGCUCUACGUACCCUUGUUGUCCAGCCACUCAAGUACAGGUUAUAUUCACUUGGCGCCUGCAGACAUUUAAAUAUUUCAUGCAAGCUUCAAACCAUCUAUUAGAACCUUUAACACAGAUGGGAAAGCUGGUUUUGUUUGUUAUUCACCACACCUGUAUUGGCUGGAGGCACACAUUUCUGGUGUUCUGAUUAUUAUGUGAAUUUGAAUGCGAUUUUGUCAAACUUCGUGACAAGCCAACCUGCUUUUUACCUGCCACUGCAUUUGAACACGUGGAGGCUCUUCUGAAAGACUGAUGAAUGUGGCGCAAAGCUGCUUUCUGGGAAAAUGGCUUUUCAGAGAGGUCAAGGCUAAAAUCCUUGAACCGUGAAGCUACAUAUAUAGGGGAAAAGUGCAUGGUUUGAUAAAAGAAAAAAGAAAAUACUUGUCAUUUUUUUUAAUUGUCUGAGUUGAGAUGUAAAAAUUGGGUGCAUAUAUAAAGCAUGAAAAACAUGAAAAUGUAGACCCUGAGCAUUGAAAACCUUUUAAAAAUCUUAAUGUAAAGUUUAAAUAGCA